Messenger RNA from Schistosoma curassoni, 1426 nucleotides. The record is from the annotation of a GenBank genome assembly. NCBI's taxonomy places the organism in Eukaryota, Metazoa, Platyhelminthes, Trematoda, Strigeidida, Schistosomatidae.
CCAGGCGCUAUAACGUUUUGAAGGUCGCUGAUCAUGUGUGUUUGAAAUGGAUUUUAGUAAUUUGCACUGCUUUGUGGGCAAGGGUAUGAUUUCUACUGCAUCCUCUGCCACCAUAAAUACAAAUACCAGUGAACGAGAUUGUAAAAUUGGUCAGCUGCAAUAUCAGCAACAACAGUUGCUCCGUCAAAGUACUCCUUACAAUUUCAGUUCUUGGGAUUGGAAUGCUGUGAAUAUCAUGAAUAAUAAUAAUAAUAAUAAUAAUAAUAAUAAUAAUAAUAAUAAUAAUAAUAAUAUUGUUAACGGGACUCAACAACCAAUUUGCAAACCUUUGUUUCCUGAAAAUGACGUCAUGAAGAUGAUCAAUUUUAUAAAACAGGAAAAUUAUGCUCCUACAAUGAUUAAUUCAGCCAGCUUCAGUCAUGAAAAUAAUAAUAAACAAGGGUUUGUACGGGAAACUCAACCGUCAUUGAAUAAAUUAAUUGAAAUGGGCUAUCCAAAUCAGCAUUGCCCUUAUCCUUUAGAUCAUUUACAUUCACAAUUUCAAUUCAAUCAAAGUAGAUGCUCAUCAACUACAACACGAUAUAAAGAACCAACUGUUCGUAAUGAAGAAAAUCCUGUUUAUUCUGAAGCUGAUAAUAAAUCAAGCAUUCAAGAGGAUCCAUCAUCAAUGGAUAAGAACAGCAAUUGUAAAAGCGAAAAGUUCGCAUGUGAACAUUGUGAAAAGAAAUUCAAGACAAAGUCUUAUUUGAAUGAACAUGUGAAAGUUAUUCAUGAAGGUAUUUUAAUUCAAUGUGAUGAAUGUGGCGAUGGAUUCAAGUCUACUAGUUCACUUAAAAAUCAUAUAAAUUUAGUGCACAAAGGUUUGGGAUUUCAAUGUCAUUAUUGUAAUAAAGUGUUUACACAGAGACAUACCUUAAUAAUACAUGAAGAAUGUGUUCAUAAAGGUAUCAAAAUAUCAUGUAAUCAUUGUAGCAAAAAAUUUGCAUCUCGAUGGUAUUUAAAAGAACACAUCACAAUCGUCCAUGAAGGUAAGUUGGAUGUUGUUUUGUUUCAUAAAUUUCCUGUUUGACGCUCAUUCCUCUACAUAACUGUUAAACAAUAAGUUGAUAUUCGUGUAACUGACCGAAGUGUUUUCGUAUACCUUGAGACUAAUGUAAGAUGGUAUUAUUACUUGUGUACAUUAAUUUCUAUCGCAAGCUGAUGUCAGUUGGAGAAACACUGGAGAUAAACAUGUGAUGGAUAAGUGUUUAAUUCUAAUUUGAAUCUCUUCAGUUUUUGCGGAAAAUUCACAAAAAACACUGUAAUUAAUUGAUUGGUUGACUCAGCACUAUGGUCUCUACAACCUCGGACGAUCCUUAAUGUUAUGUGGUCAUUUACUAUAGAGAAUAACAAAGGUAAAACGGAGCACUGGUUCAGUGCUUCCUGG